Molecule: messenger RNA, 170 nt
Organism: Racocetra persica
Lineage: Eukaryota; Fungi; Glomeromycota; Glomeromycetes; Diversisporales; Gigasporaceae
Source: the annotation of a GenBank genome assembly
CAGAAUCUAGCAAAAUUACAGCACAAAAUAUAGCUGAUUUAUUUGUUAUAGCAAUGAAAGUUAGACAAAAAGAGAUUUUAUGCUGGUAUUGCUACUAUAAAACAUAUGAGGAUCGAAUCGAAGACAUUAAACGUAUAAAUAAAAUUGAUGACCAAUCAGCAAGAACAUUA